Messenger RNA from Brachypodium distachyon (stiff brome), 3095 nucleotides. RefSeq lists its product as uncharacterized. The record is from RefSeq and is a predicted model, not a curated record. The transcript is spliced from 14 exons. Bases 431 to 2776 code for a protein of 781 amino acids. Gene Ontology annotation, molecular function: glycosyltransferase activity. Lineage: Eukaryota; Viridiplantae; Streptophyta; Magnoliopsida; Poales; Poaceae.
GAAAUUCCCCACCACCGGCGAGAAAGCAAAUUUAGCACCAAAACGAUGGUCAAUUCUACCAUGCCUAUGUCACUGUAGAUGCCUUCUUCCUCCUUUGUCUGACUGUCUCCUUCAGGCAUCAGCCACCCCCGUAGGUCCUCUUCUUCUCCUGACCUGACCUACACAAGCUCCAAUCCGCCGCCGCAGGCGUAGCUUAGCGUCGUCGCGGCUCCCGUUCCAUCUCUCAUCGCGACAUCGCCUCCCCUGCUGUCUCCACCCCGUUCCCAAUCCAAUUAACCCACUUCUUGGACAUUAGUUUUCGAGGUACGAGCUUUGAGUCAUCGAGUGAUUACUCCAGCCAAAACUGGUUAACCUCCACGAAUUUCAGGGUGUGCCGGUGCCCGCCUCAUCUAGAUCAGCGUUCUGGUUUGGUUGAUAUGGCAGUUUGACCAUGCUCACAAUCCGUUCGGCGAAAUGCCCUUGGGUAUUCGUCGGUGCGGCUGGCGCCCUCGUGAUGCUCGUCGCCACUGUCCACGUGUUUAUGGUGCCGAUCCUCCCUUCCUCCUUGGAUUUCUUCGGUACUCGCGGCAGGACCACCCGACCAAGGAAUGUGUUCCCAGGCGUCGGGGUUGUGGACUCACGCUUCAGGGCUCAGUUCCCUGCGGAUUCGUAUGGAGCAGUCAUGUUCCGUGGCGCUCCGUGGAAGCCUGGGGUUGGGAGGUGGCUUGCUGGGUGCCAUGCCGGCUCAUCGGCUGUCAAUAUUACUGAAGUUAUAGGCGCAAAGCAGUGCGAGAAAGACUGCAGCGGACAUGGCGUGUGCAACUAUGACUUGGGGGAAUGUAGAUGCUUCCAUGGAUAUGCCGGGAAAGGAUGUGAGGAGGUUCUGAAGUUGGAGUGUAACUUCCCAAGUUCCCCAGAAUGGCCUGUAGGACGAUGGGUAGUCUCCAUAUGUCCAGCCCAGUGUGACACAACCAGGGCAAUGUGCUUUUGUGGACCAGGAACAAAAUAUCCAGAGCGCCCUGUGGCAGAAGCUUGUGGGUUUAAAACAACCUCACCCGCAAAACCUGAUGACCCAAAGAUUCCUGAUUGGAAAGCACCGGAUCCGGAUGUAUUCACAACAAACAGCAGUAAGCCAGGAUGGUGUAAUGUAGACCCUCAGGAUGCAUAUUCUUCCAAAGUGGAGUUUAAACUAGAAUGUGAUUGCAAAUAUGACGGACUCUGGGGUCAGUUUUGUGAGACACGUGUUGAAUGCAGUUGUAUUAACCAGUGUUCUGGACAUGGGCAGUGCCGUGGUGGCUUCUGUCAGUGUGACAGUGGAUAUUUUGGGAUUGAUUGCAGCGUCCCAUCAGCUUAUUCACUUGCAUAUGACUGGCCCUCAUGGCUCCAAUCACCAGCAAAUUUGCCAGACCUAAAUAAAUUAAGUAAGAGCCCCAUCAAUGUCAAUGCUGUCGUCAAGAAAAAAAGACCACUUAUAUAUGUUUACGACUUGCCAGCUGAGUUUGAUAGUCAUCUUCUUGAAGGACGGCAUUUCAAGUUACAAUGUGUGAACAGAAUAUAUGAUGACAAAAACAGAACCAUAUGGACGGAGCAACUCUAUGGUGCUCAGAUGGCACUCUAUGAGAGCAUUCUUGCUAGUCCGCACCGCACGCUGAAUGGGGAUGAAGCUGAUUAUUUCUAUGUUCCUGUCCUCGACUCUUGUCUAAUAACUAGAUCUGAUGAUGCCCCACACCUGCUGACGCCGGAGGACCUGCACCUCAGGAGUUACCACGCUCUGGAGUAUUAUAGAAAGGCUUAUGAUCACAUAUCUCAGCGGUAUGCUUACUGGAACCGCACUUCUGGAAGAGACCAUAUCUGGUUCUUUUCAUGGGAUGAAGGUGCGUGCUAUGCUCCAAAAGAGAUCUGGAACAGCAUGAUGCUCGUCCACUGGGGAAACACUAACACAAAACAUGAGAAUUCAACAACUGCUUAUUGGGCAGACAACUGGGAUGAUAUUCCCUUGGAUAGAAGAGGCAACCAUCCAUGUUUUGAUCCAAGAAAGGAUCUUGUGCUUCCAGCAUGGAAGGUACCUGAACCUGGGGCCAUAUGGUUAAAACUAUGGGCAAGGCCAAGGAUCAACCGUACAACUCUGUUUUAUUUUAAUGGUAAUCUGGGACCAGCCUAUGAACAGGGCCGUCCUGAAGACACGUAUAGUAUGGGGAUUCGGCAAAAGCUGGCUGCUGAAUUCGGUUCCACACCAAGUAAGGAGGGGAAGCUUGGAAGGCAGCAUACAGCCAAUGUGACAGUUACGUAUUUACGAUCUGAGAAGUAUUACGAGGAACUAGCAAGCUCUGUUUUCUGUGGUGCCCUUCCAGGGGAUGGCUGGAGUGGGCGCAUGGAAGACAGCAUGCUUCAAGGAUGCAUUCCUGUCAUAAUACAGGAUGGAAUUUUUCUUCCCUACGAGAAUGUGCUUAAUUACAACAGUUUUGCGGUCCGCAUACAAGAGCAUGACAUCCCAAACCUCAUUAGAAUCCUUGGGGGAAUAAACGAAACACAAAUAGAGUUUAUGUUAGGAAAUGUGCGCCAGAUUUGGCAGAGGUUCUUUUACCGUGACUCUAUGUUGCUAGAGGCACAGAGACAGAAAAGAUUGUACUCUGAAGAGGCACCCUGGUCAGUUGAGGUUUCAAAACUAGAAGAUAGUGAUGAUGUCUUUGCAACUUUCAUACAGGUACUGCAUUAUAAAUUAUACAAUGACCCUUGGCGGCAACAUCUCCAAGAAAAGGAAACUGGGUUGCCGAACAUCUGCUCAAAGGCUUCCUGAAGUGCUCAGCAGAUGUUGCAACUGUGAUUCUGUGAAGAUAGACAUAGGUGUGCUCUCCUGAUCCCAUAGAAAGAAAAGAUAAAAGGGUAUAUGUAGUCCCCGAGAGGGAUCUGUAGAGUUUCUUACAUCCAGGAUAGAUGAGAAUAGAAAUGAUGAUUCUCAGUUUCAGGUUUUUUCCAGAUUCAUGUUGUUUGACAGCUAACCCCAGAUCAUUAUCUGGAAAGAGAGAUUGCAGUAACCUUGUUUUCUUGGUCCAAAAUUGAUGUAUACCAAACAAAUGCGAAGCAAAUAUGGAUUUAUGCCAGGAAUCCAGUCUAUA